Penicillium brevicompactum is the source of this 1449-nucleotide messenger RNA. RefSeq names its product Zn(II)2Cys6 transcription factor domain-containing protein. The coding region runs from base 1 to 1449 and encodes 482 amino acids. Gene Ontology annotation, molecular function: DNA-binding transcription factor activity, RNA polymerase II-specific; zinc ion binding. NCBI's taxonomy places the organism in Eukaryota, Fungi, Ascomycota, Eurotiomycetes, Eurotiales, Aspergillaceae. The record is from RefSeq and is a predicted model, not a curated record. The transcript is spliced from 2 exons. Gene Ontology annotation, biological process: regulation of DNA-templated transcription.
AUGACACCACGCGUGCUUCCCGCAACAAACUCUCUCAAUCCUUACCUACAAUACUGGCUUCCACUGUCAAUGAGUGACAAGGCCGUUUUCUCCGCAUUACUCUCUGCUUCUCUUUCACAUCAAAUCAUCAAUCGUCUUCUAGAUGGCGGGGUGUCUCCUUCACUCAGAGAUAACGAAGCCCAGCUUCAACUCUCCUUUAAAGAGACGGUCAGUGCAAUUAAUGAUUCGCUGCGAGAUCUAAACCGUGCGACAUCUGAUGCCACAAUUUUGGCAGUUCUUAUGGCAGUUGAGAAGCCAGAUGUGGAGAUUGACAGACCCUGGUCUAGGGAAUCUCCAUUCCAUGCCCCGCUGCAGGGACUUCAGUGGCUCAAGGUCCACAGUGCUCGGGAGCCUAAUGUUGCGCACCAGGAUGGUCUGUGUAGAAUCAUUGAGCUGCGUGGCGGACUUUUCAACAUCCAGAUGCCGGGUGUCGCGGCGGCUGCUUUCUACCGUGUACUUGUGAACUCAACUCUACUACUGACAAAGCCUGCACUACCUUUCUACCCGCUUUCUGGAGCAUCCAUCGAAUCGCUCACCACGUACACAAUCGAAGGUCCGGCUGCAGAGGCUCGAAUGAACAUUUUGGACGAGGCUGGUCUGAACUCCGAUAUAACAUGUUCCUUAUAUGAGUUGGCGGCAUACACAGCAUCCAUCGAAAGUUACGUCAGAGGAGACACACUACGGCUCGAUGCCCAAGUAAUGUGUGACAGACGCAAUCUUGCUCAGUAUAACUUGAUGUGCAUCGCGCCUCAAACCGGCAUGCAGCAGGAAAGUGCUCUCUCUGAGAUCACUCGAAUAGCCGCGGUCAUUUACAGCGUGGGUGUGACAUUUCCGCUCGCUGGUGUCGGAGCACCAUUCUCGAAGCUCGCGAAACUUCUGAAGCUCGAGAUUGCUGACAGCAAAAUUCUGGAAAUGGCAUCUUUCCGUGAAUCAACCCGUUGCCUGCUAUUAUGGGCCCUCGUAAUGGGCGGCAUCACAGCAGAGGAGUCUGACAAAGCCUGGUAUAUAACAGUCUUGGCAGAUCUAAUAAGCCAAUACCAAUUGACCGACUGGAAACAACUCAAGAGAACGCUCAAAAUGAUUCUUUGGCUUGAUAGUGCAUGUGACAUGGCAGGCAAAGAACUGUACGCUCAGAUAUGCUCUCAAUUGCAAAGGGUGGCCGCUCGUUCGGAAGCAGGGAGAUUGUCCCCAUGUGCGCACUGCAAGGCGAGGAAAGUCAAAUGUGGCAGCGAAAGACCUUGUAAUCACUGCCUCAAUUCUGGUCUCAAUUGUGAUUUGAGAAUCCCAGACAGUGAAAAAGGAGGGGGCACAUCUAUUCAGUUAGGCGGAAGCCUUGUGAGCUAUGCAGGCGAAGACGAGUCCGGUGUGACAAAGGCAGUCCCUGUCAACGGUGUCUGGAUAGUGGCUUAG